Python bivittatus (Burmese python) is the source of this 1351-nucleotide messenger RNA. RefSeq names its product 5'-nucleotidase, cytosolic IIIA (gene NT5C3A). Gene Ontology annotation, molecular function: 5'-nucleotidase activity; magnesium ion binding. Lineage: Eukaryota; Metazoa; Chordata; Lepidosauria; Squamata; Pythonidae. The record is from RefSeq and is a predicted model, not a curated record. Gene Ontology annotation, cellular component: cytoplasm.
UUUUGGAAACGCCCUCAGCUGCACCUUGUGCUGCUAUAUUAGUAUUUAUUUAGCUGAAAAAUUCUUUUCACUGCCGCAGCUACUAUAACAAGCCUCUCUUGCCUGUAUGCAAGCCCUGCAUCUCUGGAGUCUGCUUUUCACCUGUGCAGUUGCAGUAGGAAAAGAUCAAGAACCGAAGAAGCAAGGGUGUCUUAAGGUCAGCGCACAGAUGCCAGAAUUUCAGAAGAAAACUGUUCAUAUCAAAGACCCAGAAAGGGUGGAAGAAAUUAUCUGUGGCCUUAUCAAAGGAGGAGCUGCCAAACUUCAAAUAAUUACAGACUUCGAUAUGACGUUAAGUAGGUUUUCCCAUAAUGGCAAAAGAUGCCCAACAUGUCAUAAUAUCAUUGACAACUGUAAACUUAUAACAGAGGAAUGUCGCAAAAAGUUAUUCCAGCUGAAAGAAAUAUAUUAUGCUAUUGAAAUUGACCCUAGUCUUACAGUUGAAGAGAAGUAUCCUUACAUGGUUGAGUGGUACAGCAAAUCCCAUGCUUUGCUUAUUGAACAAGGGUUACAGAAGGACAAACUUGCUGAAAUUGUGAGGGAGUCUGAGGUUAUGCUGAAAGAGGGGUAUGAAUUUUUUUUUGACAAACUUCAUGAGCAUAAUGUUCCAGUAUUUAUAUUUUCUGCUGGGAUUGGAGACAUAUUAGAAGAGAUUAUUCAUCAAGCAGGUGUCUACCAUUCCAAUGUCAAAGUAGUUUCCAACUUCAUGGAUUUUGAUGAUAAUCAGGGCAUAUUAAAAGGAUUUAAAGGAGAAUUAAUUCAUGUUUACAACAAACAUGAUGGGGCCUUGAAAAAUACAGAAUACUUCAAACAAUUAAAAGACAACAGCAAUAUCAUAUUACUUGGAGACUCUCAAGGAGACUUAACAAUGGCAGAUGGUGUGGCAAAUGUUGAACAUAUUCUUAAAAUUGGGUAUCUCAAUGAUAAAGUUGAAGAACUGCUGGAAAAAUAUAUGGAGUCCUAUGAUAUUGUUUUGGUGAAAGAUGACUCUCUGGAUGUGGCCAACUCAAUCCUGCAAAAGAUUUUGUAAUAUGUAUCAUCAGGGACAGCUUUGUUUUCCUUCUAAUAAAAACUAUUGGACUAAUUAGCAUGAUCAGUUAUCAAAACAAUGCAGAUGCUGCUUUCCACACUAUUACCAGUUCAUUUGGAAAGUAUUGUAUCCCUCAUUAUGAUGCUCCAUGCUGUUAAAAUGUAUUUCACUGUUUAUUGUGCUCCUUAUUUAUUAGUUUCAAUGGAAAGAUUGUAAGGAUUAUUGGGGAAUAAAAACUCCUUCAAUUUUUAUUCUUGCACAAUAAAAUGGAUAUUUUCAGAA